AUGUAAUAAAUAGUAGUAGGUUCCGAGUGGAUCCUUGGAGAUCCGUCUCGCUCCAGAGAAUCGGACAAGAUAUCUAAGAUAAGGUGCAUAUAAUAAAGCAUCAGAAAUCAUACAUAGCUACACGAUGGCGAAACGUAUGAAGACUGUGCUGUCACUCAUCUUCAUUAUCUUGCACAAUGCUUCAUGGUUAGGACUCAUCCUCGUCAGGGCAAACCAUAACAAUCCAAGAUUCUUCAAGAUAGGCGGUGUUCUCUCCAAUGUUGACAGUAAAGAGCACUUUGAAAAAACAAUUUCAGCAUCUCAAUUUCGAUUUCCAAUACGUCAAUAAAGGGGUGACAUACAAGCACACAGUAAUCGAAAUGGACUCCAACCCUAUCAGAACCGCAUUGAGCGUCUGCCGAUCUUUGAUAGCCGAACAGGUGUAUGCAGUAGUGGUGUCGCAUCCGCUUACAGGCGAUUUAUCACCAGCAGCGGUUUCUUAUACAAGCGGUUUUUAUCACAUACCCGUGAUUGGCAUAUCAUCCAGGGAUUCCGCCUUUUCGGAUAAAAAUAUUCAUGUCUCAUUUUUGCGUACUGUACCACCGUAUUCUCAUCAAGCGGAUGUCUGGGUAGAACUGCUGAAGCACUUUAAUUACAUGAAGAUUAUCUUCAUCCAUAGUUCCGAUACGGAUGGUCGUGCGCUCCUUGGACGUUUCCAGACGACAUCACAGAAUUUAGAAGACGACGUAGAAAUCAAAGUGCAGGUCGAAUCAGUUAUCGAAUUCGAACCGGGAUUACACAAUUUCGAGGAGCAAUUGAGGGAAAUGAAAAGCGCACAAGCGAGAGUCUGCCUCAUGUAUGCUUCGAAGAAGGAUGCUGAAGUGAUUUUCAACGACGCAGCUAAUCUAAACAUGACCGGCGCCGGAUAUGUGUGGAUCGUCACCGAACAGGCAUUAGACGCGCCAAAUGCGCCAGAUGGCUUGCUGGGGUUGAAGCUGAUCAAUGCUACCCAAGAAAAAUCACAUAUAUCUGACAGCUUAUAUGUCCUCGUAUCCGCAUUGCGAAUGAUGAAUCAGACGGAGAAGAUCACCGAAGCACCGAAGGACUGCAGCGAUUCCGGCUCUAUAUGGGAAACUGGCAAGAAGCUUUUCCAGUAUAUUCGCAAGCAAGUAUUACCGUAUGGUUCGACAGGUCGAGUGGCAUUCGACGAUAACGGGGAUCGCAUAUUCGCCGAGUAUGAUAUAAUCAACAUCCAAUACACAGGUCCAGACAACAACAAGACGCAGAUGUCCGUCGGCCAGUACUUUUAUCCCGCUAAUGCUACCAAGAUGAAGCUGCGAGUGAACGAAUCCAACAUUAUAUGGCCUGGUCGUCUGAAGAUCAAACCCGAAGGUUUCAUGAUACCUACACAUUUGAAGGUGCUAACAAUCGAGGAGAAGCCAUUCGUUUAUGUUCGCGAAUUACCUGACAAUGAGGCCGAGUGUUUACCUGAGGAAAUCGCAUGUCCACACUUCAACCUAACAGACGAUAAUCAAAUGUUUUGCUGCAAAGGAUAUUGCGUGGAUCUAUUAAAGGAAUUGUCGAAAUCGAUUAACUUCACGUACAGUUUAGCUCUAUCGCCGGAUGGUCAGUUUGGCAGCUACGUGAUCAAAAAUACUUCGGUCGGAGGAAAAAAAGAAUGGACAGGUCUUAUUGGUGAGAUAGUCAACGAACGAGCAGACAUGAUCGUCGCACCAUUAACAAUCAAUCCAGAGCGUGCUGAGUUUAUCGAAUUCAGUAAGCCCUUCAAGUAUCAAGGCAUCACUAUCCUUGAGAAAAAGCCUUCAAGAUCAUCCACUCUAGUCUCUUUCUUACAACCGUUCAGCAAUACCCUUUGGAUCCUCGUAAUGGUAUCGGUGCACGUAGUGGCGUUAGUUUUGUAUCUGCUCGAUCGAUUUUCACCCUUCGGCAGAUUCAAACUAGCUAAUACUGACGGCACCGAGGAAGAUGCCCUCAAUCUAUCCAGUGCUAUCUGGUUCGCUUGGGGUGUAUUAUUGAAUAGCGGUAUAGGAGAGGGUACUCCACGAAGUUUUUCCGCGCGUGUAUUGGGAAUGGUGUGGGCCGGAUUCGCUAUGAUCAUCGUCGCAUCGUACACCGCUAAUUUGGCGGCGUUCCUCGUUUUGGAGCGACCAAAAACUAAACUCACCGGCAUCAACGAUGCUCGACUUAGGAAUACGAUGGAAAAUUUGACAUGUGCAACAGUGAAGGGAUCCGCUGUGGAUAUGUAUUUCAGACGCCAAGUAGAAUUGUCUAAUAUGUAUCGUACAAUGGAGGCGAAUAACUAUGACACUGCCGAAGACGCGAUUCGCGACAUUAAAAUUGGAAAAUUAAUGGCCUUCAUCUGGGAUAGCUCGCGACUGGAAUUCGAAGCAGCUCAAGAUUGCGAAUUAGUGACGGCUGGUGAACUAUUUGGCCGUUCAGGUUACGGAAUUGGUUUGCAAAAAGGAUCGCCUUGGGCGGAUGCUGUGACAUUGGCGAUCUUAGACUUCCACGAAAGUGGUUUCAUGGAGAGUCUCGACAAUCUUUGGAUCUUGCAUGGCAAUGUGCAACAAUGCGAACAAUUUGAAAAAAUGCCAAACACUCUCGGCCUAGAAAACAUGGCAGGAGUGUUCAUCGUCGUCGGUGUCGGUAUCGGCGGCGGAGUCGCUCUAAUUAUAAUCGAAAUGGCAUACAAGAAGCACCAAAUACGUAAACAGAGAAAAAUGGAAUUAGCAAGACACGCCGCCGACAAGUGGCGAGGGAUGAUCGAGAAACGGAAAACUUUGCGGGCGUCGAUAGUCACACAGCGAAGGAUCCAGAGCAACGGUCUGAACGAUCCCGCGACGGUGAGUUUAGCGGUCGACACAGUCGCCAGGGCGAACGUGGGCUCGCGCAGUCCAGGUCGUGCCUGGCCCGGUGACAGUGAUUUGAGACAACGGCCAAUCUCCCGCUCCGACGACAUCCGGUUGUCGCCCGCCGCCUACACUGCCGACGUGUCGCAUCUCAUAGUUUAAUCUUACGUUGAUUUGUAGUUUUUUACUGAAUAAGAAGUCGCCAACCAUUCCUAGUAGAUUACAGUAUGAGAUGAAACUCAUCCGAAUACCUUCCUUAGUGAAAUAUGAUCGCGGGAUGAUUCGUGAAUAACU
Messenger RNA from Atta colombica, 3143 nucleotides. It is a transcript of the gene Nmdar1, whose product is annotated as glutamate [NMDA] receptor subunit 1. Bases 258 to 3011 code for a protein of 917 amino acids. NCBI's taxonomy places the organism in Eukaryota, Metazoa, Arthropoda, Insecta, Hymenoptera, Formicidae. The record is from RefSeq and is a predicted model, not a curated record. Gene Ontology annotation, cellular component: NMDA selective glutamate receptor complex; synapse; neuron projection. The transcript is spliced from 17 exons. Gene Ontology annotation, biological process: chemical synaptic transmission; ionotropic glutamate receptor signaling pathway; monoatomic ion transport. Gene Ontology annotation, molecular function: NMDA glutamate receptor activity.